CCUAUAAACAAGGGGCCGGGGUCUCUCUCCUACGGCGUGCGCAUGCUUUGGCUUGGCAAACCCGAUUGGAUCUUCAGAGAAAUCGCCAUCCCCUCUCCCUCUUCUCGUGCCCAUCGCUCCUCUACCCAUUCUUACUUGAAUCUUUUCUGACGAGGAAAUCUGACUUCGGGAGCGGCUCCUCCGCGUUGCCUGGAUCGCCCGGGAUCAGUAUUUUGCUUCCAGUCAGAGGUCCAAAAUAUCAAAGGGAUGCAGAAAGAUGUGGUUGCAUGAUGGAGUACCUUGCCUGGAAAUUGGCAGGAUACACAAACAUAGUUGUACUUUACUUGAUCUCGAUGACAUUGGACUGCAAAUAUAUGCACAACAAUUGCCUCAUGCACACACACAUAAUGGGGCCGCGAGUUGUAGCUCAACCAUCGUCUCUGGUUUCUUUCUAGGUGGAGAUGGUUAAAAUUGCUGGUCACUUAUAAUUACCAGCAUCUUAUACGUCAUUGUUGUUCAUCGCCAACUUAUUCAAGUUUGAAAGUAGAACACUGAGAAGAUGGCUGAGAAAGAGAAUAUUCUAAUGCAGAGAUAUGAGAUGGGAAAGUUACUUGGAAAAGGGAGUUUUGCCAAAGUUUACCAUGCUCGCAAUGUUAAGACUUCAGAAAGCGUUGCUAUCAAGGUGAUUGACAAAGAUAAGAUCAAGAAGUGUGGUCUUAUGGAUCAAAUAAUUCAAGAGAUUUCGGUGAUGAAGUUGGUAAAACAUCCAAACAUUGUCCAAUUGUAUGAGGUUAUGGCUACCAAAACCAAGAUAUAUUUUGUGAUAGAGUAUGUCAAGGGAGGAGAGUUGUUCAAAAAGGUUCAACGUGGAAGGUUAAAAGAAGAUGUUGCUCGUACAUAUUUCCAACAAUUGAUCAGUGCUGUUGACUUCUGCCAUACUAGACAAGUUUAUCAUAGAGAUCUAAAGCCCGAAAAUCUUCUUCUUGACGGAAGUCACAACUUAAAGAUUUCAGACUUUGGUUUGAGUGCACUUCCAAACUGCAAGAGAAAAGAUGGGUUACUCCACACAAUUUGUGGGACUCCUGCAUAUGUUGCUCCAGAAGUAAUUAGUCAAAAAGGAUAUGAUGGUGCAAAAGCUGACAUAUGGGCUUGUGGAGUGAUCCUCUAUGUGUUGUUGGCGGGCUAUCUUCCUUUCCAAGACAAGAACAUGAUGGACAUGUAUAAGAAAAUUUGCAAAGCAGAACUCAAAUGGCCAAGUUGGUUUUCUUCAGAUGUUCGAAAGCUUCUGCGGCGCAUCCUUCAUCCAAACCCUAAUAGACGAAUAUCUAUUGAAGAAAUAAGGACUCAUCCUUGGUUUAGAAUUGGUCUUGAUGCAAGAUUGUUUGAUUCUACAACGAGAGAUUAUGUGCCUAGUGACAUGGAUUUGGCUUUGAAUUCCUUAAAUAGCAAUAUGGUCGAGUGUAAUUCAGCGGCAGAGAAACUGACUAUUUUGAAUGCUUUUGAUAUCAUCUCCCUGUCUAACGGGUUUGAUCUCUCUGGUAUAUUUGAGAACUCAAACAAGGAGUCUAAAUUUAUGUCUACCAACACAGCUAUGACAAUUAUCACAAAGCUAAUGGAAGUUGCAAAGAGCCUGGAUCUGAAGGUUAUAACAAAAACUGGUGGAUUGUUGAAUAUGGAAGCUGCCAAAUCAGGAAUAAAAGGUGUGAUGUCUAUAAAUGCUGAGAUAUUUCAAAUCACACCAAAUUAUCAUCUCGUGGAGAUCAAGAAAAUCAAUGGUGACAUCCUUGAGUAUCAUAACUUUAUGAACCAAAGCAUGAGACCGGCACUAGAAGAUAUUGUGUGGGCAUGGCAUGGUGAACAACCUGACGAGAAGUAGACUCAUCAACUUUAGAUAAUCAUCAACCUACAACCUUAGAUAUUGUGGCAGCUUUAAUGCUAUUAGAAAGUGUAUCAGGCAUUCAGGCCAAAAAAAUGUCAUGGGACUUAAUAAUAUUA
Molecule: messenger RNA, 1974 nt
Organism: Zea mays
Lineage: Eukaryota; Viridiplantae; Streptophyta; Magnoliopsida; Poales; Poaceae
Exons: 2
Coding region: 539-1855 (438 amino acids)
Biological process (GO): protein phosphorylation; signal transduction
Molecular function (GO): ATP binding; protein serine/threonine kinase activity
Source: RefSeq, marked validated